Molecule: messenger RNA, 1743 nt
Organism: Rotaria sp. Silwood1
Lineage: Eukaryota; Metazoa; Rotifera; Eurotatoria; Philodinida; Philodinidae
Source: the annotation of a GenBank genome assembly
AUGACGGCAACAUUACGCAUUAAAAUUGAAUAUGCUGGGAAUAGUAAAGAAGAUAAUUCUUCGUUAAAAUUCGUCUAUGUAAUCGAUUCGCCUAGGGUAACAACUAUCGACAAACUCAUCACAGAUAUUCAAGAAUUCAUUGUUACUCAAUUCGGUUUACACAACAUGCGUCUAGUCGAUCUUGUUACCGAUGAUGGCUAUAUUUUGAUGAAACAAAAUAUUUGUGUUGAUGUUCUUAACAAUAACGAGAAGUUAGUUUGUAUUGAUAUGGAUCGAUUUGUCGCCAAGAAUAAAAGCACAUUGAAUUUUGAAGAUACUUGGUUAAAACUCGAGCAACAUGAUGCAAGUGAUAACAUACAGAAAAGUCUCACUGUGGGUGUAAAUAAUGCUGGAAAACUUUAUGUGUACUUAUUCGGUGGUAGAAAUAUGCAAGGAUUAUAUCUAUUCAAUGUAUUCGAACUGUUAGCUAUGGCAUGUGAUGAAAGCGAAGAAAUUGAUCACUUUCAAAUGAAAAUUCCGAUAAUGUCUUCAUCUGAAUGGUUCAUCAGUGCUCAAUGGACACAUGAUCCUACCUCGAACAACACUCUAUUUCUCGUCGGCAAUCUAAAAACUGGUGAUACAUCAAAUAUCCUCAGCAAUAAACUUCGAAUCCAUCUUAAUGAAUCUACAAAAACUAUUGAAAAGGGAGAAGUAAUACCUUUGUCGAAUCAGUCUAACGAGGAUGCCACCCAAAUGGCUGCACAAACACAAGUUCGACUAGACGAGUUAAAGAAAACGAUUCCAUCGCCGAGCAGAACGGGACCCGUCCUUGAUACCAAAGUUCCAAUUGCUAAAAUAUAUAAACACGAAUGUGCAGGUGAUUCACCGAUUCUUAUAAUCCAAGGAAAAGAGAGUUCUGUCGAUGUCGAACAAGAAAUAUUUGCUCGUGAUGACAGCUUUCGCAACUUAAUUACUAUUACUGAUAUUAUUAUUUCGAAAAAACCGGUUGUAUUACCGGAAAUUUUGACACAUAAACGAUCAGCACCUGCAGAAAAACCAAUUGCAAUUGCUCAAGUGCAGGUUCAUUACCAAUGGCAUGAUGGUAAAUGGCUCGACUGUGAAGAUGCUAAAAUAGCAAUUGCAUCUGGACAACAGGAUGAUCGGCGAAAAAUAGUUACAUCUAUAUUAAACAUUGAACCGGAUAAACUAAUCUCGGUUUCCAUAUAUGCAGCUAUUCGAGUAAAGGGUAAUCCUAAUAGAAAUAAUAUGACUCGUUCUCGUGCUCAUAGAAGCCUUCCUCAACCACUCAAACUCAAAAUUAUUUUUACCGAUAAUCUGUCAAAGACCUGCUCGCUUAUUGUCGAACAAAUGAACCGUCCUCUUCAAAUUAUUACCAAAGAAUCAUUUCUUAAAAGCAAGGAAAACGAUGUGAACAAACUAAUUGCAUUCAUUUAUGUGGAUGAUUGCGAAUAUGAUGAGCGUAGUUACAUUGCAGUUUAUAUUGAUAAAGAGCAUCAUGUAGUUAUUGGUGAUGAAGGAAGUUAUACAUUUAUGAAUAAGGCACAAAUGCGUACUAGACAGUUUAAUGCCAAGAAAAGUGGGAAAACCGAAGAACUCAUUGAGUUCAUUAGCAGAAGUGACAGAAUGGUAACAUCACUCUUCGAUCCAGAAACUUUUCUGCUGUAUGCUAUUCGUAUUGAACUGACAAGUACAACAUCGAAAACAGUCGAAACAGUACUUUUACCAUUGGACGAAAUAAAAUGA